GCCCCUCCACCAUUCCCCUGACACAGCUGGGAUACGCUGGCGUCUGGACCGCUGAUGCCCCGCCCUACCCGCCAUGAUGUUCAUGCCGGGAUGCUAAUUCCCAACGUCACCCCGCUAGAAUGGACCUUCAAGGUUCCUCCGGAUGAAGUGACAGUCGAUUGCUGAACUUAUCUACGGCCCUGUCCGGACAUCUUUUCUCAUCCAUUGGCUUCCUUACUCUCUUCAUAACCCUUCAUCUGCCCUUCGCGGACCUUUUCUGUGUUUCUUCUGUGUUUCAUUGAGUCUUUUGAAGCCAGCGAGUGAUACCCCAAGGAGCUCUUACGCAGUAUCACCGUUCUCUCUCAUCGAGUUCAAGCCGACUGUUAAAGAUUGAAUUCAUCAACAACCUAUAAUCACAUACAGAAACACAUAAUGUCUGAGGGACCUCUCUACCUCGGGUUUGACUUGUCAACCCAGCAGCUAAAAGCAAUCGUAAUCCAAUCUGAUCUCUCCGUUGUCUCCUCCGCCAAGGUCGACUUCGACGGCGACUUCGGCGCCAAAUAUGGCAUCAAGAAGGGUGUCCAAGUAAACGAAGCCGAAGGCGAGGUCUUUGCGCCCGUCGCCAUGUGGCUUGAGGCCCUCGACCUCGUCCUCCAGCGCCUCCAGGAAGCCAACACCCCUCUCAACCGCAUCCGCGGCAUCAGCGGUUCUUGCCAACAGCAUGGCAGUGUAUACUGGAGCCGGGAGGCCGAGAAGCUUCUCGCGGAACUGCAAGCCGAUGAGCAGAGGGGGAAGCUGGUCGAUCAGCUGAAGGGAGCAUUCUCCCAUCCUUAUGCGCCCAACUGGCAGGACCACAGCACGCAGGCUGAAUGUGAUAAGUUUGAUGGGGCACUUGGGACGGCGGAGAGGUUGGCUCAGGCUACGGGAAGUGCGGCGCAUCAUCGCUUCACCGGCACCCAAAUAAUGCGCCUCCGCCGCAAGCGCCCCGACAUGUACGCUUCCACCUCGCGCAUCUCCCUCGUCUCCUCCUUCCUCGCCUCUCUCUUCAUCGGCUCCGUCACGCCCAUGGACAUCUCCGACGUCUGCGGCAUGAACCUCUGGGACAUCCCCAGCAAAACCUGGUCCGAGACCCUCCUCACCCUGGCCGCCGGCGGUUCCGCCGAAGGUGCCGCCGACCUCAAGUCCAAGCUAGGCGAAGUCCGUCUCGACGGCGGCGGCAGCAUGGGCAAGAUCAGCCCUUACUUCGUCGGCAAGUACGGCUUCUCCCCCGACUGCGAGAUCGCGCCCUUCACGGGCGACAACCCUGCCACCAUUCUGGCUCUCCCGCUGCGCCCGCUCGACGCCAUCGUCUCCCUCGGCACCUCAACCACCUUCCUGAUGAUCACGCCCGUCUACAAGCCCGACCCUAGCUACCACUUCUUCAACCACCCGACUACCCCAGGCCAGUACAUGUUCAUGCUCUGCUACAAGAACGGCGGUCUAGCGCGCGAGAAGGUCCGGGACAGCCUCCCUGCUGCCCCCAAGGAUAACUCCUCAGCAGCAGACCCCUGGGAAACCUUCAACCAACACGCCCUCUCCACUCCCCCGCUGGACGUCUCCUCCCCAGAAACCGACAAAGCCAAGCUAGGCCUUUACUUCUACCUCCCCGAAAUCGUCCCAAACAUCUCCGCCGGCACCUGGCGGUACGAGUGCUCCGCCGCCGACGGCUCCGAUCUCCAGCAAGUGAACCAGCCGUGGCCCGUGGAAAAGGAUGCGCGCAUCAUCGUCGAGUCGCAGGCUUUGUCUAUGCGGUUGCGUUCGCAGAACCUCGUUUCCACCUCCCCCUCUGGCACUUCUUCUUCUUCUUCCUCCCCCCUCCCCCCUUCCCUACCAGCCCAACCCCGCCGCAUCUACCUCGUAGGCGGCGGCUCUCUCAACCCGGCCAUCGCGCGGAUAAUGGGCGACGUGCUCGGCGGUGUAGACGGGGUGUACAAGCUUGAUGUAGGCGGCAAUGCCUGUGCGUUGGGGGGUGCGUACAAGGCCGUUUGGGCGUUUGAGAGGAAGGAUGAAACGGAGACGUUUGAUGAGCUGAUUGGGAAGAGGUGGAAGGAGGAAGGAGCGAUUAGGAAGGUGGAUGAGGGAUAUAAGAGGGGCGUGUUUGAGGGGUAUGGGAAUGUGUUGGGGGCUUUUGGGGAGAUGGAGGGGAGGGUGUUGGAGGUGGCGAGGAAUAAAUAA
This is a messenger RNA of Neurospora tetraspora, 2193 nucleotides long. Its product is annotated as actin-like ATPase domain-containing protein. Gene Ontology annotation, biological process: xylulose metabolic process; phosphorylation; D-xylose metabolic process. NCBI's taxonomy places the organism in Eukaryota, Fungi, Ascomycota, Sordariomycetes, Sordariales, Sordariaceae. Gene Ontology annotation, molecular function: D-xylulokinase activity. The transcript is spliced from 3 exons. Gene Ontology annotation, cellular component: cytosol. The record is from RefSeq and is a predicted model, not a curated record. Bases 412 to 2193 code for a protein of 593 amino acids.